UCAUUACAUUUUUGAUAGUGGGGGAUUUCUGGCGCUAUGAAACAGUUGGGGAAUUAAAUUCAUUUCUGGUCAUUAUUAAAAAAAAUCUUGUUCAUAUCUCUAGAUUGCUAUUUUAACAGAUCUUGUUAGAUCAAUAUCAGAUACUUGCACUGAGAGUGGAUGUAACUAACGGCUGUGCACAUAUCUCACACAGAAAGACUUACAAAGAAAUCAUUCAGUAAGGGGCAUGACAGUAGCACAGGGUGCAGACAUGAAUCAGCUGUCUGCAUUGUGACCAUCAGCUGACAGAGCGGCAGACAAACUUUCUCACCCUUAGGGUGCAAUAAGAAGAGAAGGGGGGCGAGAGAGAUUGAGAAUGGAUGCUUUGGUUGAGAGUUACGUAGUCUAGGGCGGUGUGAGAUGCAGUAGAAAUACAUAUAUAUCUGUUUAUUACUUUAUCACUUAUGUGACUGUGUUUCAUUUUUUUAAUUUUAAAUAAAAAGUGUCAUGUGUGUCAUAAAUAAUACACUCUGUGUUAUUCCAGGUAUCUGUGAUUGUGUGUUACACAUAGCUAUCCACUACAAUUCAUGAUAAAACAUCUCUUUACACACUGCUACACAAUUGCAUCUGCUCACACACUUACUAUUCAUUGUUACACGCGUCACUGUUCCUUGGCACACAUACAGCUGAAUCACAGAGUUCUCUCAGUCUUAGCUCACCCGCAUAUUUGUUACAUUAUACUGUGAUGCGCAGCUUUUUGUGAUAGCUGAUUGUUUCACAUUCAGACACAGUUAUCUGUCACUAUACACUGGAACAUACUGUAGCACAUAGCAAUCUGUCACCAUUUACUCAUACGCAAACAUAGACACCCACUACUCAUUAUGAUAAAGACAUGCAAUUAUCUAUCCCACACAUUAUAAUAUACACAGCCAUCUGCUAGAUCUUACUGAAGCAAAAAUACAAUAUGUGCUUUUUUUUUUUACAGGGCAAGAGUUUAAGUAUUUCAUUAACAUAUAGUCAUGGGGAGAAAGUUGGACCUAUCUAAACUGAGCGACGAUGAGGCCAAGCACGUUUGGGAGGUGAUCCAGAGAGAUUUCAGUCUGAGGAAGAAGGAGGAAGAAAGACUCGAGGACCUGAAGCACAAGGUGGAAAAAGAGAGCAGCAAGAGAGAGCUUUUGUCCAGCCAGCGGCACCUAAAUCAGUCGCACUGCAUUAACUGCCUGCAGCCCUUCCAGUUCCUGCUCAACAGCAAACGGCCCUGCUUAGACUGCCAGUUCCAUGUGUGUAAGAACUGCAGCCGCUACAACAAGAAGGAGCAGGGCUGGGUGUGUGACACAUGCAGGGUGACAAGGAUGGUUAAACUUGGCUCUGUGAACUGGUAUCAUGAACAUGUUCAAUCUCGUUUCAAACGAUUUGGCAGUGACAAGGUGAUGCGCUGUCUGUACCCGAGACUGCAUUCUGAUCCACGAGGAGGAGCUGGCUUGUCAGGUCUUCACGACAAAGUAUACAGCUUACCUGAUAUCAAUAGGGAAUAUAUGAGACAGACCAGGGCUGGAGUGUUCCAGGAUGGAGAUGAUACAGAGGACCUUGUAGACAGCACUGAGGUGCAACGGUGCAGCAUGAUGCGUAAGACCAAGCGCCUGCUCUCUGUUCACCCCUUUGAUUUUGAAAUGGAUUCUGAGUACUCAGCUCAGUCCCGCAGACAAUCAACUCUAGAUCAGGAUAUCUUUCAGUCUUUCUCUGAGGAAACUGGCACUGGGAAAGACAAACCACAGAAGGAGUCCAUGAUAGCUGAGGCAGAUCUGGCUUCCAUGUUCCAUUACUUGCUUCAAGAGCAGGGACAUAAUUUGGCUCCACCAGACCAAGAGUUUAAUACUGAAGUCCGUUUCUCCCUCAACUCUCGCCGUCGGAGCUUAGAAAGUAACAGAAGGCCAUACCUUCCCUUCCUAACCGAAUUCCAAGAAAAUAUCCCAUUCCCUGAACCCCCACUAACUCGCACCCGCUGUCUCCCCAAAGGCAGUCCCUCUCAAGGACUCAAGGGGUCGCAUUACUCUGGGGACAUGGACACCUCGGAGGAAGAGGGGGGAGCAGUUCCUAAACCUCACCCCAGACGCAGGAGUCGUGCAUCUUCCCAGGAAAACGUGCACUCAGGUGGUCAGAUCUCUGAACUCAACAAGCGUAUGGUCGCUAUUGAACGUAUGUUAAAUCGCCUAGAGGAGAGAAUAACAUUGCACUCAGAUGAGUCAACAGGUGCUGCAGUGCACACAGAUGCUGAUCUGGAGGAAGAGACCCUGAAGAGAAAAAUUGGAGAGCUUGCAAGCAAUCUCAGUGACAAAGGGGGUUCGUCAGAUGAAGAGAAGAGUCCAAAAAUCAAAGUUAUGACAAUGACAUCCAGUGAGGGGCAUCAAGGUCAGGAACAGGUCUAUCUGGGUACACAGAAGCCACAUGGCCUAGUGAGACUGCUGGAUACAGAAGAGCGGGCACUACAGAGUACAACCACUGACUCUGAGCUGUCAGAACUGGAGGUCAGCGUGGCAUCAGCUAUGGCACAAGUUCAGCAAACUGAGAGUGAGGUUUCAGAUAUUGAAUCCCGUAUAGCAGCUCUCAGUGCUGCAGGUAUGACUGUCACCCCUUCAGAAAGGGCCAAGAGGAAAUCUAGCUCUCGGGUUUUUGCUACAGCAAUUUCACGCAGCACAGAACCAUUCCAGCCAGAAGCCUCCAAUCUACAGAGAUUAACUUCAACUCCCAGUGAAGAAAAGAUGCUGGCAUUGCAAGAAGCUCUGCAAAAGAAGUUUAACAUUGACCCAGACAUGUUAGAUGGGUCAUUUGAGAGGAACGCACUUUACCGUGGAUCUCUGACUCAGCGUAACCCCAAUGGGAAGAACAGGAAAGCAGAUCGCAUUUUUGCUAAACCUGUCCUUAUGCAGAGAUGAAGCCCCAGAUGACCAGCUGUGCAGCACUGUGAUAAGCCUACAGACCUUUUAUCCUGCAUUUUCUAUACACGCCCCAUAAUGCUUGCAUAUCCAGAGAGAUCUCUGCUAGGGAUGAGAAGACAAGGAACUGUGUUGAGAAAGGAAGUAAAAAGUGGGGUUAAAGAAAUUGUGUAAACCGAAGGAAAAAAACAUUUUUGGGGGUGUGGCUAUAUCACCUUCUUUAUAUAUACUUUACUUGUGAUUAAUCUUCCUGUUUCCUUUUAAAACGUUGUACCUGCCAAGAAAGUUCAGUUUCACUGCUAUAUUUUUUUUUUUGUCAAAAUGUUACAUGCCAAAUCCUUUCUUUUAUUACUGAAGUUACAUAUUGUAGCAAUUUUAUAUUUUCUAUUACUGGACUAUAAUCUGUACCCAUUAUAAAAAUAUAAAUAUCCUUUACAUAUACUCCUCUUGCACAAAUAACAUGUAUAUGUUCUUGUAUAGAUCUAUUAAUAACAUUUAUAUGCAACAUAAAGGGACAUGAAAUCCAAACAUGUCUUUCAUUAUUCAGACAGAGCAUAGCAUUCUAAACAACUUUCCAAUUUACUUCUAUUAUGAAAUUUGCUUCAUUCUCUUGGUAUUCGUUGUUGAAGGAGCAGCAAUGCACUACUGGGACUUAGCUGAAGACAUCAUUGAGUCAAUGACAAUAAUCAUAUACGUGCAGCCACCAGUUAGGAGCUAGCUCCCUUACCUAGCUCCCCUACCUAGGUAUGCUUUUUAAUGAAGGAUACAGAGAGCAAAACACAUUAGUUAAUAGGAAAGUUGUUUCAAAUUGUAUGCCUCAUCUGAAUUAUAAAAAUGUAAUUUGUCUGUCCUUUUUAUGUUCUGUGUACCUAAUAUAAAUAUACCAAUAAUGCAUAUAUAUUGUUGUAAAAGGUGUCUAUAGGGGGUUGUAUCAUUUAAAAGGCAGCAAUUCAAUAUGUUACAAAUAUUUUUCGCACAUUCAUAAUUACAGUACAUAUGAUCAUUUUUAAAUAAUGGGUUAUUUAGUAUUUCAGUUAUUUUAUGCAGAACUGAUGUAUGGCUGAUAAAAUAUUUUGGAAAUAAAGCAUGUAGCUAAAAUA
This is a messenger RNA of Bombina bombina (fire-bellied toad), 4012 nucleotides long. It is a transcript of the gene MLPH, whose product is annotated as melanophilin. Gene Ontology annotation, biological process: intracellular protein transport. Lineage: Eukaryota; Metazoa; Chordata; Amphibia; Anura; Bombinatoridae. The transcript is spliced from 16 exons. The record is from RefSeq and is a predicted model, not a curated record. Gene Ontology annotation, molecular function: actin binding; small GTPase binding; myosin binding. The coding region runs from base 999 to 2912 and encodes 637 amino acids. Gene Ontology annotation, cellular component: cortical actin cytoskeleton.